CGGAACUCAGUCAUUUGUUCAAGUACAUGCCCUCCCAUCUUUACAACACCAGCACACACCAUGUCGAAGGUUUCGGUUGCCACGGUCCGUAAGAACGUCGAAGACAUCCUCAAGGGUGCCGAGGAGAAGAAGCGCAACUUCGUUGAGACUGUCGAGCUUCAAAUUGGUUUGAAGAACUACGACCCUCAACGUGACAAGCGUUUCUCCGGUACUAUCAAGUUGCCCAAUGUCCCUCGCCCCAACUUGUCCAUUUGCAUUCUUGGUGACGCUCACGAUUUGGACCGUGCCAAGCACGGUGGUGUCGAUGCCAUGUCUGUCGAGGACUUGAAGAAGCUUAACAAGAACAAGAAGCUUGUUAAGAAGUUGGCCAAGAAGUACGAUGCCUUCAUCGCUUCUGAGGUUCUCAUCAAGCAAAUCCCUCGUCUGUUGGGUCCCGGUUUGUCUAAGGCCGGUAAGUUCCCUUCCCCCGUCUCUCACAACGAUGACUUGUACGGUAAGGUUACUGAGGUCAAGUCCACCAUCAAGUUCCAACUCAAGAAGGUUCUUUGCUUGGGUGUUGCUGUUGGCCACGUUGAGAUGACUGAGGACCAACUCAUUGCCAACAUCAUGCUUGCCAUCAACUUCUUGAUCUCUUUGUUGAAGAAGGGCUGGCAAAACAUCGGCUCCUUGGUCGUCAAGUCUACUAUGGGCAAGCCUUUCCGCCUUUACUAGACGUGGUGAACGGGGUGUCGUUUCAAAUCGGAUCUGGAAGUAAUAAGACGGUUUGAUGCCAAAAUCGUAAAUGUGAAGGAAGGAGACUAGUAGUUUCAGAGUCAGAGCUGUGUCGU
This is a messenger RNA of Schizosaccharomyces japonicus yFS275, 827 nucleotides long. Its product is annotated as 60S ribosomal protein L1. The transcript has a single exon. The record is from RefSeq and is a predicted model, not a curated record. Bases 61 to 711 code for a protein of 216 amino acids. Gene Ontology annotation, cellular component: large ribosomal subunit. Gene Ontology annotation, biological process: translation. Gene Ontology annotation, molecular function: RNA binding; structural constituent of ribosome. Lineage: Eukaryota; Fungi; Ascomycota; Schizosaccharomycetes; Schizosaccharomycetales; Schizosaccharomycetaceae.